AUGUCGAACUACUAUCAAUCCCAGCAAAACUACGGCCAACCCUCGGCCAACAACCUCCAGUUCUUCCCCUCCUCCUACUCCUCGGCAGGCCCCGAUGCUGCCCCUCCUCCGCCUCAAGGCUAUGGCGGAUACGGUGCACCCCCAGCACCCGCGUACGGUGGCGGUGUAUCGGGCCGUAUGGGCGAGCAAGGAGGUCUGAGGACAGGAUGGCUCGCGGCCUUUUCGACGGAGGGAUACGACGGAGAACCCCUAAUGGAAGAACUCGGUGUGAACUUUGGUCAUAUCCAAGCCAAGACGCUAGCCGUACUCAAUCCCCUCGGUCGCAUCGACCAGAAUCUCAUGGAUGACUCCGACCUUGCCGGCCCCGUCCUCUUCUUCCUCCUCUUUGGGACUUUCCUCCUCUUCUCCGGCAAGGUGCACUUUGGCUACAUCUACGGCCUUGCCCUCCUCGGCUCCACAUCCCUCCACGCCAUUCUCUCCCUCAUGACCCCUCCCGACUCUAACGCCGAACCCCAGUACGGUGGAGGACCGGGCUACCAUGGCGGUCAACAGCCAGGUCCUGGCGGGCCCAAGAACGCCUCCUCGCUCACCUUUGCCCGCAGCGCCAGUGUUCUCGGCUACUGUCUUCUUCCCCUCGUCGCCACCUCCCUCGUUGGCAUCGUCAUGCCCAUGGAUACCCCCUUUGGCAUCAUAAUCACCAGCUUGGCCAUCCUCUGGUGCACCGCUAGCUCGAGUGGCAUGUUCUGCGCCGUCGGUAGGAUGCGCGGUAUGCGCGCCCUUGUCGCCUACCCUCUCGCCCUCUUCUACGCUGGAUUCGGCAUUAUGGGAGUGUUCAGCAGCAGAGGCAGCAGCUCGUUUCCAGCGCUAUAG
Messenger RNA from Parascedosporium putredinis, 870 nucleotides. NCBI's taxonomy places the organism in Eukaryota, Fungi, Ascomycota, Sordariomycetes, Microascales, Microascaceae. The record is from the annotation of a GenBank genome assembly.